CGAUAUGUGUAUGGGAUAACUAGGGGAUUUCUAAAUAAGCGCUGUGAUAGCCCCAUGGGCAUCUUCCAUUACGGUUUUCUUAGUUUCGCUAAUGAAAAAUGGUGAUACCGGCAUAUUAAUUUCUAUUUAAGGCAAUAAGGCAAUACGUAUAAUAAAUGAUGGCACGGGAAAGCCUAAAGAAGUCUCUUUAGAGAGAGGCUUCUUACACUAUUAAAAACUAUUCAGAGAAAUCAAGAGAAUACAUCAUCCUUAAAUUCAACUUAAAAGAAGGAGAAUUCGAUUAAAUCCCCGAGUUUACUAUCCUGUUUAUAAAUAGAUAUAGAAAAUCACAGCGCGAGGGCUCUCGUGAACAAAGGAAGCUGCCGCUCGAUGGAGUGGGUGGUCUGCCCGUCUGAGUGGAUUGUACCCGUGGACACCUGGCCCCUAAUUACCGACGGUGGCCUGCACUGCGCAUAUGCUGACUACUAUCAAGCACGUCAUCAGUCGCAAUCGUCGUCAUCGCCAUCUGGGCGGUUAUCUAUCUUGGUUGCUGGCUUGCUGGGGCAUCGGCAACAGCCGUUUCCCAACGACUAUCAGUUUCGUCCGGACCGUGGCAGUUGGUGCAUCUCGUCCAGGGGGCUCUGGGCCCGUGGUCUUCGUUAUCCAUUCGCAUCCAUCGAUGAUCUCCACUCCCGUCGUGUGACCUGUGAACCAUUUUGCCCAUUUGAAUUGUGCCCGUGACCGUUUCGGCCAGUGAAUAUUGUACUCGAAAUGGCCAUAUCUGGAGCACGUUUCGCGCAUUGCCAAGUCCGUUUUAACGAAUCCCAGAACCAGAAUGCUGGGCGGAGUGGGAGCUCGUCGCAGAAGGGGCUCAUCACCUAUGGCGCGAUUGACCAUUAGCAACAUCAACAGCCUGGAUGACAGCAUUGCCAUCAUCGGCGAUGGCGUCAUCCGGCGGACCACGCACUACGGCUCGCAAGGGUCCAACAAAAGGCGCCGGGCGCCGGAAAGCUUUGCUCUGGUCCAGACAAGACCCAACCUGGGAGACAUAAUGUUGGAAGCGGCUCAGGAAGUAGUGCAAGCAGAGCAUCAACAGGACUCCUUAGGCGGGGGGCACUUGGGUCGAAAGGGAGCCCAUCGCUUAGCUGAUAGAAUGGGUGGCCCGAAAAAAGAGGAAAACCCACCAGGUGGUGGUCCGACGUCAUUGUUUAUUCUAACCGAGGAUAACCCAAUUAGAAAGUACACACGAUUCAUCAUAGAAUGGCCGCCCUUUGAAUACGCUGUGUUAUUGACAAUCAUAGCCAACUGUGUUGUGUUGGCGCUAGAGGAGCACUUGCCGGGGGGCGACAAGACAGUAUUGGCUCAAAAAUUGGAAAAAACGGAGGCCUAUUUUUUAUGCAUUUUCUGUGUAGAAGCGUCGCUCAAGAUCCUCGCCUUAGGGCUUGUUCUGCAUAAACACUCCUAUCUCAGGAAUAUUUGGAACAUCAUGGAUUUUUUCGUUGUAGUUACGGGAUUCAUGACACAGUACCCACAAAUAGGGCCCGAGGUAGACCUAAGAACACUUAGAGCCAUUCGUGUGCUACGGCCCUUAAAAUUAGUGUCUGGAAUUCCUAGUUUACAAGUAGUUUUAAAAUCUAUAAUCAAGGCGAUGGCACCUUUACUGCAAAUCGGUCUCUUGGUGUUGUUUGCAAUCGUAAUUUUUGCAAUCAUUGGACUCGAGUUUUAUUCGGGCGCACUGCAUAAGACUUGUUAUAGCUUAGAAGAUCCAAACAAACUAGUGAAGGAGGGCGAAUCAGAGACGCCUUGCAACACGGACAACAGCACGGAAAAGGCAACAGGCUCCUUUGUAUGCAACAACACCACGAGCAUGUGUCUGGAAAAGUGGGAUGGACCAAAUUCAGGUAUCACGAGUUUCGAUAAUAUCGGAUUUGCCAUGUUGACCGUAUUCCAAUGUAUCACGAUGGAGGGCUGGACGUCAAUACUGUAUUGGACCAACGACGCAUUAGGUUCAGCAUUUAAUUGGAUAUAUUUCGUGCCUCUUAUAGUUAUAGGCUCAUUUUUUAUGCUCAACUUAGUUCUUGGUGUCCUUAGUGGAGAGUUUUCGAACGAACGAAAUCGUGUCGAACGUCGCAUGGAGUUUCAGAAAUGCCGCUUUCGGGCCAUGUUUCAGACAGCAAUGGUCUCGUACCUUGACUGGAUCACACAAGCAGAGGAGGUAAUACUAGCCGAGGAGCGAACAACGGAAGAAGAAAAAAUGCACAUAAUGGAGGCUCGUAGACGAAACGCUGCCAAGCGGAAAAAGCUGAAAAGCUUGGGAAAGUCCAAGUCCACAGACACAGAAGAAGAGGAAGCCGAGGAAGAUUAUGGUGACGAUGGUUAUCUGAAAACUCGCUCUAAACCUCAAGGAAGUUGUACCGGAUUUUGGCGGGCGGAGAAGAGGUUUCGUUUCUGGAUCCGGCACACGGUGAAGACGCAGUGGUUCUACUGGUUUGUGAUAGUCCUCGUCUUUCUGAACACGGUCUGCGUAGCCGUCGAGCAUUACGGCCAGCCCUCGUUCCUCACGGAGUUUCUCUACUAUGCUGAAUUCAUCUUCCUGGGACUCUUCAUGUCGGAAAUGUUCAUCAAGAUGUAUGCGUUGGGACCACGCAUCUACUUUGAGUCGUCGUUCAACCGAUUUGAUUGCGUUGUCAUUAGUGGUUCGAUAUUCGAAGUGAUCUGGUCCGAGGUCAAAGGCGGUUCGUUCGGUCUGUCUGUGCUGCGUGCCCUGCGAUUGCUCCGCAUCUUCAAAGUAACCAAGUACUGGUCGUCGCUGCGCAAUCUAGUCAUCUCUCUGUUGAACUCGAUGAGAUCCAUCAUCUCAUUGUUGUUCCUGCUCUUCUUGUUCAUCCUCAUAUUCGCCUUACUUGGCAUGCAGUUAUUUGGCGGCCAGUUCAAUCUGCCAGGAGGCACGCCCGAAACCAAUUUUAACACUUUCCCGAUAGCACUGUUGACUGUAUUCCAAAUCCUCACUGGUGAAGAUUGGAACGAGGUCAUGUACCAGGGCAUCAUAUCUCAGGGUGGUGCUCAGAAAGGAAUGAUUUACUCUAUAUACUUUAUCGUUUUGGUACUCUUCGGAAAUUACACGCUAUUGAAUGUGUUCUUGGCUAUCGCCGUUGAUAAUUUGGCGAAUGCCCAAGAACUUACAGCAGCCGAAGAGGAACAAGUCGAAGAGGAUAAAGAGAAACAACUGCAGGAGCUCGAGAAGGAGAUGGAGGCCCUCCAGGCGGACGGUGUUCAUGUGGAGAAUGGCGACGGUGCUGUGGCCCCCACCAAGUCCAAGGGCAAGAAGAAGGAGGAGGAGAAGAAAGAGGAGGAGGAAGUGACGGAGGGUCCCAAGCCGAUGUUGCCCUACUCAUCGAUGUUUAUACUCUCACCAACCAAUCCCAUACGACGCGGAGCCCAUUGGGUUGUUAAUUUACCAUAUUUUGAUUUCUUCAUUAUGGUUGUCAUCUCAAUGUCAUCAAUAGCAUUAGCAGCCGAAGAUCCCGUUCGUGAGAACUCAAGGCGAAACAAGAUAUUGAAUUAUUUCGAUUAUGCAUUUACCGGCGUAUUCACGAUAGAAAUGUUGCUGAAAAUUGUAGACUUGGGUGUGAUCCUGCACCCUGGCAGCUAUUUAAGAGAAUUCUGGAAUAUUAUGGAUGCUGUGGUCGUUAUAUGCGCUGCUGUUAGUUUCGGUUUCGAUAUGAGCGGUAGCAGCGCUGGACAAAAUUUAUCGACUAUUAAAUCGCUUCGGGUAUUGCGUGUCCUACGCCCAUUGAAGACCAUUAAGCGUGUACCAAAAUUGAAAGCCGUGUUCGAUUGCGUCGUGAACUCAUUGAAAAAUGUUGUUAACAUUCUAAUCGUGUACAUAUUGUUUCAAUUUAUAUUUUCUGUUAUUGGAGUACAAUUGUUCAAUGGAAAAUUUUUUUAUUGUACGGACGAAAGUAAACAUACUUCCGCAGAGUGCCAGGGCUCGUACUUUAAGUACGAGGAGGACGAACUGCUGCCAAAACAGGAACUGAGGGUCUGGAAACCUCGGGCCUUCCACUACGACAAUGUUGCCGCCGCGAUGCUAACACUUUUCGCCGUUCAGACCGGCGAGGGAUGGCCACAGGUCUUGCAACACUCAAUGGCUGCCACUUAUGAAGAUAGGGGUCCAAUCCAAAAUUUCCGGAUCGAAAUGUCCAUAUUUUAUAUUGUGUAUUUUAUUGUAUUUCCGUUCUUCUUCGUCAACAUAUUCGUGGCCUUGAUUAUUAUUACGUUUCAAGAGCAAGGCGAAGCUGAGUUACAAGAUGGCGAAAUUGACAAAAAUCAGAAAUCCUGCAUCGAUUUUACUAUAGGAGCACGACCUCUCGAACGCUAUAUGCCCAAAAACCGGAACACCUUCAAGUAUAAAGUGUGGCGAAUUGUGGUUUCAACGCCCUUCGAGUACUUCAUUAUGAUGUUGAUCGUAUUCAAUACCCUUUUGUUAAUGAUGAAGUAUCAUAAUCAGGGAGACAUGUACGAAAAGUCACUGAAGUAUAUCAACAUGGGAUUCACUGGAAUGUUUAGUGUAGAAACUGUGCUUAAAAUCAUUGGAUUCGGUGUUAAGAAUUUCUUCAAGGACCCCUGGAACAUAUUCGAUCUAAUCACCGUUCUGGGCAGCAUUGUGGAUGCCCUGUGGAUGGAAUUCGGGCACGAUGAUUCGAACUCAAUCAACGUCGGCUUCCUGCGUUUAUUUCGUGCGGCGCGCCUUAUCAAGUUACUUCGUCAAGGAUACACAAUACGAAUUCUUCUCUGGACAUUUGUACAAUCAUUUAAAGCUCUUCCCUAUGUCUGUUUGCUUAUAGCCAUGCUAUUUUUUAUAUACGCCAUUAUUGGCAUGCAGGUGUUCGGGAAUAUCAAACUAGGUACGGUGGAAAAUUCCAUUACUAGACACAACAACUUCCAAUCAUUUAUUCAAGGCGUCAUGUUGCUAUUCAGGUGUGCAACGGGCGAGGCCUGGCCAAACAUAAUGCUGGCCUGUCUGAAGGGCAAGGCCUGCGACGAGGACGCCGAGAAGGCACCUGGAGAGUACUGCGGAUCCACACUGGCCUACGCCUACUUCGUAUCGUUUAUAUUCUUCUGCUCCUUCCUCAUGCUGAAUCUGUUCGUCGCCGUCAUCAUGGAUAAUUUUGAUUAUCUCACGCGGGACUCCAGCAUCUUGGGUGCUCAUCACUUAGACGAAUUUGUGCGCAUAUGGGCGGAAUAUGAUCCAAAUGCGACUGGUAAAAUACACUACACGGAAAUGUACGACAUGCUGAAGAAUAUGGAUCCACCGUUGGGAUUUGGAAACAAGUGUCCCAAUCGACUGGCCUACAAGAAACUAAUACGAAUGAAUAUGCCCCUGGACGACGAGCUGAGAGUUCAGUUCACCACAACGUUAUUUGCUUUGAUUCGGGAGAAUCUUAGCAUCAAAAUGCGAGCGCCUGAGGAGAUGGACCAGGCGGACAUGGAGCUCCGGGAGACGAUCACGAACAUCUGGCCCUUGCAGGCGAAGAAGAUGCUGAACCUGCUGGUGCCGCCGAGCGAUCAGCUCAACAAGGGCAAGCUCUCAGUGGGUAAAAUCUAUGCAGGUUUCCUCAUCCUGGAGUCCUGGCGCAGCACGCGGUUCGGCCAGCUUGAUUCGGGAAUGCCGCGGAAGAAGCCGGAAGACGAUGAUGGCCAUAAAUAUAGCCCAACGGCAGUCGAGGAGCCGAAACAAUCAUUCUUUAACUGCCUACUCGAUAUGGCCGCCCUUGACAAAGGAGGAUCGCGACAGGGCUCCAUAAGUUUCGAGCCGAAUGGGGAAGGAGCCGCCAACUCACAAACACAUUUGUUAGCCAGCACGCACCACCACCACGCAAACGGUGAUGCCGAACACAACAGUUUGGCAACACUAGCACGGCGGAGUACGAUCAGAAAGCGAUCAGUUAGAAACAAAAAGAUGCUGGAGCUACAGGACGCAUCGAGACAUCCCUCGCAAGAAUCACUUACCGGUGCCGAUGCUGGCCAUUUACAUCCUGGACAUUCGUAUAUGAAUGGCCAUCGGCGAUCGCCUAGCUUGAGGCACAACGGCUCUCCACUGGCCAGAUCUCCAAGUCCUCGACGGCGUGGCCAUCAAUACAUACAUCAUGAUAUCGGGUUCUCCGAUACCGUAUCUAAUGUUGUAGAGAUGGUCAAGGAGACUCGUCAUCCUAGGCAUGGCAACAGUCAUCCGCGGUAUCCAAGAGGUUCAUGGUCAGCAUCGACAAGUCCGGCCCGUUCGCCUUCGCCUUCUCGAUAUGGUGGUCAUUUGUCUCGCAGUAAACGCACUCAACUGCCUUAUCCCACAUAUGGGACAACCAGUCUAUGUCAAAGAUCACGAUCGCCGAGUCCCGCUAGACUUCAGGAGAUGCGUGAACGAGACAGACUUGGUUAUGGGAUUGAUAUGGGUGUAACGCAUGUGCAGCAUAGUUACCCAACACUGGCCUCCCGAAGAGCCGGAAUCGGUAGACGUCUGCCACCGACUCCCAGCAAACCUUCAACACUGCAGCUCAAGCCAACCAAUAUCAAUUUUCCCAAGCUGAAUGCGAGUCCCACACAUACACACCACUCAACGCCCCACAGUGUUCACUCGCUACCACACCACCGCGACCUGCUGCGAGAUCCAAGGGACAUGUACUACAGUAGUAGGGAACGCGAGCGGGAUCGCGAACGCCUUAGGGAUCGAGAUCGGGAGAGGGAUCGCGAUCGGCUGCACGAGUACGACCUGCGCUACGAGUACAGGGAUCGGGAGCGAGAGUUGUACGAGCGCGAAAGAGAUCGCGAGCGGGAGGUCGAAAGAGAAAGACUGGAAUAUAUAGCACCGCUGUCAUUCGAACAAGCGUUGGCUAUGGGCCGAACAGGUCGUGUACUGCCAUCUCCAGUUCUAAAUGGUUUUAAGCCAAAGAGCGGUCUGAACCCUCGACACUCCGAUUCGGAUGAGGAGGAUUGGUGCUAGCAAAGGCUUUGAUUGCGAUCGCGUAAUCGAAAGGAUCAGAUCUGGGUAUAGCAUCAGGCCAUAUGCUCCUCUUUGUCAGCACCAAAUUUAGAUCACAAUUUUGAUACGAUACGACACAGAUACCAGCCCGACCAUCAGCAAACCCAUCCACAUGCACACCAAAAGCCACAGCCACAGCCACACCCACAUAGAGAACCACACCUACACCGACACCGAAGGUAUGACACGAAUGUAUCGACACCGAAACUAGGAACAACUAAAUCUGAUAUCAAAUUGGCUGGAGUAAGCUUACAGGAAUUAAACCCAAAUCGACAACCGCAAUCGCAACAGAAGCAAGAGCUGGAUCAUCAAGAUGGGCGACUUGAGUGGCUCAGGUGGUGCCGUUUGGGGUCAUAUCCCCAAUCCCCGGUGAUGGCAUCAUUGCCGGAAACCAGAGCAACAUCGCCCCAAUCCGAUAUUCAAUACAUCAGAAAUAUGAAUCUAAAGAGAAAAGAAACCGAAACCGAAACCGAAACCGGAACAAUUGCAAUAACACCAAGGACAACUAAAACUGAAGCAAUGAUAUUAAGCGUACCAAUUACAAUAACGUCCCCAUUAGCUAUUAAAAAGAUAUAUUCAGAUAAUGACAUUAAUUAUAAUACCGAACGAGAUGAUGAUAAUGCUGAUGGCAGAGUGGAUGAGGAUGAAGCAGCAGCACAUCGUUAUCACCAGCCAGAACUAACCACACCAGAUCUACAACACGAGCCACCACUGCAGCAAGAUCACCAGCACUAUCCGCAGUAUUCGUAUCAUACGCUUUAAGGAGUAUUGGAUCAAGAACCAGAAUCCAGAAUUCAGAAUCCAGACUCCAGAGUCCAGAAUCCAUAAUCCAGAACCACUAAAAGUGCAACUUUAAUUGAAACUGAAACUGAAACGCAAACGCAAACGGAAACGAGGUGUAAAGAUUGUGAGAGAGAUUCUAUUCCAAAGGGGAGUAUUCCCGGAGUAGGGAGACGGAGAUAUGUAAACAGAUUAGAGCUACUAUUUGCCUAGAAAUAGGAGUAGAACACUUAUUGUUAGAUAUGAAUAUGAUCAAGUGUAUUGUACUUUUUUUCUAAUGUAAGGACAAGCCUAGACGAAGAGCACAUCAAAAUGAAACCAAUGAUAGCGGAACUCCUUCAAGCAGAACACACAUAGAUCUAGGUCUAAGUGCAUAGGAAAUAUAAAUUGUAGGUACUCGCAUACAUUGUAAGUUAUAUAGGACAUAACUCGAGGAAUCAGUAAUCUGCAAGCGUUUUUGUCUUGUUUGUAUUUAAAGUUAGUAAUUGAAUUAUGUGUAUUUAAAUGCGACAUUUUAUUUAUUCUAUGUACAUACCAGAUAAUUGUAGAUAUCAAAUUUUUGUAUGUAAUAUAUUUACCUACGACUACCAACUAUUAUAAAUACCUUCGACAGAACGAACCCGAUAGCAAAUAUUAGCUAUAAUAGCAACAAAUAAGCGCAUUUUAGUACCCUACGAUUUUUUAUUAUUCUGUUAUGUAUGUAUACUCGAGCGAAUAUUUUUUUUUGUCGACUUAUAGACACGUAAUGAAUUCAAACACAAAACCCAACUACAACCAAGUAACUCAAUUAUGACCAAGAGUAUGUAUCUGUAAAAUUAGCAUUAUCCAAUGGCAUGUGUGUGUGUACAGACUUUAGGAAUUUACAAUUUACAAUUUACAAUAGCUUCGUUGUCACAUUUCUUCAUGAGGAGGGCACGUUCUUUUCACAAUGUUUCUCUGAACUCUGUACUCAUAGAAAGGUUUAUGCUUCUGUUAAUGUAUUUCCGAAAGUGUUUCGUAUGCUGAAAUUAGCUCCUCUCAGACUUUCCGAUCUGUUGAACAAAUUGAUGUCCAUUUGUAUCUAUAAUCAAAGAACGAAAGCAUUGAUUUUACAAUCGAGCAUCUUCAACAUAAACAUGUGUAGAUAAAAUGCAUACACCUCCGGCUCCUCAUACUCGAAUAGAAUGUGUAUAAUGUGUAAAAAUGCAGAGCUCAUGGCACAUCAAGCGUAAUAUAUUCAAAUAUACAACUAUAUGCAUGCACACAGCCCCUCCAACUCACUAUAGAAAAUGCAGACAUCAUGUGUAUAGAUAGACGAAUCGUACAUGUUGGACGACGGGAUAUCGAAGAGCGCACAAUAAUUGUAAUUUAAAGAAAUGAAUCCAUAACUUAAGUAAAUAAUUAUAGCAGCUGAGCAGUAAUGCGAAUUUACACAGCAAAUGAACUUACCAUUACGUUUAUGACGAUGACUAGUGGCGUAGAUUGCAUACGAAGGUAGAAAAAACAUUUAGCAAACGAAGUAAAUCAAGAAUCACUAACUCUUAACUAACUUAACUGGGCUGACUUCAGCUAUGUACGAUACUUAAAUAUUAACUGAGCAAUACUGAAUAGGGAAAACGACUAACCUAGAAGCGAUAAACCAAAAUAUACACUUAAAAAAAUGGCCAAAAUCGCCAUUGAAUUAAAAAUUUCGCCAUUAGAAUAAAUCAAUAACACUCUGCCAUCACUUAAAAAAGUUUCAUUUCUUAUUUAAAAUAAGGAAAAAUUAUUUAUUAAAUUUUUUUUUUAAGCCUCAGGAAAUUUUUUAAAGAACCAAAAAGUUGAUUUUAGGUUUUGUUAGAUUUUAGUUUUACCAGUUUUAAAAGGUCUAUAAAUAGGAUGACUUAUGUAAAUACACUUAUGAAAUUUUAGUAAAUAGUUACAAACAAUUCAAGUUGAGAUUUGUAUGAUUUUAGAACAAAGUUUUUUUUAAUAUUAGUUCUUAUUUAAUUUGAUGGCGAUUUUCUAAAGCUAGAAAAAAAGUUUCGAGUGUGAGAAAGGAAACCGAGAAGCGUAUUCUUCUAUAGUUAUUACAGAUUAGUUACGGACGCCGACAAACAAGCAUUCAAGAUAUAUAUACACGCCUACAUAGAUAAAUAUACAAUAGUUUAUAACUAGUCUCGAAUAAACAAAAAACCGAAUUCCAUCGCUUAGGGAAAUCAAAGAAUCGCCGAUAUAGAAAUUCACACUCCAAUUAAUUGUAAACACACAGCGCAUUACCGAGUGCUGUUGCACGUUGUAAUUCCGAGGUUCACUUUUGACUACUUCCAGUAAAAAUUUGCCCACGUGGCGAAUGUUUCAAGUCCUCAGUCUUAGGCUAAGAUCCGAUUUUUGACCUUCGUUUGCACUGCUUGCUUAAACAUUAAACAUUCCAAUUCGAAUUAUUACUAGAGCGAUAUCCUCACACAAGUAGAGUUCUUGGAAGGGCAGCUUAGGGCUCAUUAGCUCAAUUACUACUACUGAAUCAUUGCCCCGAUGCCAAAACUAAAAAUUAUAAAUAAAUAAUAAAAACAAAACCAAAAAAAAAAAAAUGACAAAAAACAAAACAAAAAAAGAACAAAAACCAAAAGAAACGAAACCAAAACCAAAAAAAUAGAAAUGAGUACAAAAUAUGAAGAUAGUUUACUAAUAUCGUUUCGAUAUUAGAUGUUUAUCCAAUCCAUCAUUGCCUCUAGAGGAACUAUUUAGUUAGCUAAUUAUUGGCAUACUUGACCAUUUCCAUUCGAUUCGCUUUUAAUGCACACGACCUUCGCUUCGUCCUUCAACUUAGGCUCUCUGACCCACUUUACUCCUACUUGUACAUUCCUACAUACUUAUAUGGUUAGUUGGUUAGGUGCCAAGUGCAGGGAUCAGCAUCAACAUCAUUUUGUCGGGGAAGAACAAUUCGGGAACCACGUCCCGCCAUUUACCAAACUAAAUUUCAAAAAAAUCCAAAAAAAAAAGUUAUAUUAAUAUGACAGUGCUGCUAUCGAUUGUUCUUCCAGAUCCUUGCAUUCCUCUCUAUCAUAAAAAGCAUUGUCCGAAUAUUUUUUAAUACUCCUGAUUCAGAUUCAGAUUCAGAUCUACAUAGAUGCUUGAAGGCUCGGUGCAAGUUCAUUAUAUUCUAAAGCUGGUAAAACGCAACCAUGAUGAAGUGCACACAAGGCUGCUGCCGAGCCAAUCCCCAAAAAGGUGACCCCAAAAGGUGACCCCGAACGGUCCGCUCCCUGUGUUCCCUGUCUCAUGUCGUAGGUGGCUUACUUUUUUAAAAACACUACACAUUUAUCCCCAACUUUACGAUUCGAUUGUAUAUUUUGUUAUUUGUUUACUGUCUGGUGUGAACGGUAACAUGAAGGAAAAAAAAAAAUAAAAUACAUAUUUGUAAGUAGAUCUGACUUUUUUUUACAAAGCAACCGAAAUAUAGGAUGUGCGAGGAGUAAUAUGCGAAUAGGAAAGGAAAUUAAUAAUAAAAAUUAGUUUAAA
Molecule: messenger RNA, 11275 nt
Organism: Drosophila suzukii
Lineage: Eukaryota; Metazoa; Arthropoda; Insecta; Diptera; Drosophilidae
Source: RefSeq, a predicted model, not a curated record